Molecule: messenger RNA, 1074 nt
Organism: Linum trigynum
Lineage: Eukaryota; Viridiplantae; Streptophyta; Magnoliopsida; Malpighiales; Linaceae
Source: the annotation of a GenBank genome assembly
AUGGGAGAUGGAUGUAGGAGUACCGAUCCUCUUGGAGCAGAGGACACAGAACUGCUACGUGGACUUCCUAAUGACAUCACUCUUUACUGUUUAGCAAGAGUGCCUCGGAAGUACCAUACAGUACUGAAGUGUGUUUCCAAGAGAUGGCGGGAGUUAGUGUGCAGCGAAGAGUGGCAUGAUUAUCGUAGGAAAAAUAAUCUUGCCGAGACUUGGAUAUAUGCUCUUUGUCGUGGCACCUUUGACCAGUUGAGGCUUUACGUCCUGGAUCCUAAUUCUCAGAGGAGGUGUUGGAAACUCAUUCCAGUGGUUCCAGACCGCUGUUUGAAGAGAAAAGGUAUGGGGUUUGAAGCAUUUGGAAAGAAGAUUUACUUAAUGGGUGGAUGCGGUUGGUCAGAAGAUACUACUGAUGAAGUCUACUGCUACGACGUUCCAAGGAAUUCAUGGGCAGAAGUUACUUCCUUGUCAACUGCAAGGUGUUAUUUUGCUUGUGAAAUUCUGGACGGCAAAAUCUACGCAAUUGGAGGGUUGGGUUCAAAUCCGAGUGAUCUCCAUUCUUGGGACUGCUUUGAUCCCCACACAAGUACUUGCGAAUCGCACCCUUACACCAACAUUUUAUCUGAGAUUGAUGAUUCCAUGGUGCUGGAUGGGAAGAUUUACUCUCUCUGUGGUCUUUAUGGCUACGCAUCCCGUGUGUAUGGGGUUGUUUAUGACCCUUUACAUGACACGUGGCAGUACGCAGAUGCUGAUUUAGUUUCUGGUUGGCGGGGUCCAGCGGUCAUCGUUGAUGGUGACUUUUAUGUGUUGGACCAGAGCUCAGGGACGAAGCUGAUGAUGUGGGAUAAGCAGAAAAGGGAAUGGGUUGCAGUUGGAAGGCUGUCAGCAUUGCUCACAAGACCACCUUGCAGACUAGCAGCCAUUGGGAAGAAGAUAUUUAUUGUGGGCAAGGGACUAUGCACCGUUGUCGUUGACAUUGGCCAAACUGGGAAUAAUGUGGAAGGGGUGUUGGUUAGUUCUUCCAUUCCUGGUUUAGAUUGCCAGGAUGAGAUCAUCAGUUGCACUUGUGUGUCGAUUUGA